This is a messenger RNA of Menidia menidia (Atlantic silverside), 363 nucleotides long. The record is from the annotation of a GenBank genome assembly. Lineage: Eukaryota; Metazoa; Chordata; Actinopteri; Atheriniformes; Atherinopsidae.
AUGUUGUGCAAUCGUACAGACGGGAUGCCUCGUGGAGACUUUAACAUCUAUUUUGCCGGCGGCCGGAGAGGAAAUCUCAGAGCUGAGGAGGCAGUGGGCAUAGCUCUUCUGGUGAUCAUCCUGGCAGCCCUCCUCAUCCUGAGCUGUUGGUACUUUAAGAAGAGGAGUGGCUACAAAAUAAUCAGGAGCCCCCGAUCGAGUUCACCGGGUUACACAGGAGGGCAGUUUUCAGAGGCAGGACCUUCAGCAGAUAACAAGAUGGCGCUUACCGACUUUGGCAGCUUCAGACCUGUGGUCCCUAACGCUCCUCCGGCUUAUGAAAAGAUUUCUUCAGGACCACUCCCGCCUCCCUAUUCUCCCUGA